Molecule: messenger RNA, 1251 nt
Organism: Osmerus eperlanus (European smelt)
Lineage: Eukaryota; Metazoa; Chordata; Actinopteri; Osmeriformes; Osmeridae
Product: GTPase IMAP family member 7-like
Exons: 2
Coding region: 114-1037 (307 amino acids)
Molecular function (GO): GTP binding
Source: RefSeq, a predicted model, not a curated record
GUGGAGUUGCUCUCAUAGCUGGGACUUCAGUACUUGUUGCUGCUGAAGCUGUGAUUGUAGGUCCAAUAAUUUUGGUUGGAGGAGCUGUAGCUCUGUUAGCAGUUGGUGGAAUAAUGAUACAUGACAAAAUAAAACGCAGGCAAACUGUCACAAGGAGAACUCCAGACCAGUCUUCUGAUCUGAGGAUUGUUCUGGUGGGCAAGACUGGAGCAGGGAAGAGUGCCACAGGAAACACCAUCCUGGGGAGAGAGCCCUUUGAAGUGUCUCCCUCCUUAAAGUCUGUUACUAUAAAGUGUAAGAAGGAAACAGGAGUGGUGAAUGGGAGAAAUGUAGAAGUGGUAGACACCCCAGGUGUUUUCGACACCUCGUUCUCACCAGAAAGGAUGAAAGAGGAGAUAGGCAGGUGUAUUUACAUGUCAUUUCCAGGUCCUCAUGUGUUUUUACUGGUGGUUAAACUGGGGGGGAGGUACACAGAGGAGGAAAGAAAUACUGUGAAGUGGAUCCAGGAGAACUUUGGAGAAGAAGCUACCACAUAUACCAUCUUUCUCUUCUCUCAUGGUGACCAGCUUAAAGGGGAAGAUGUAGCUGAAACCCUAAGAGAGUGCAAAGGGCUGCGAAAGCCUAUAGAUUCAUGUGGAGGCAGAUAUCACUGCUUCAACAAUGAUAAACUGGACCACACUCAGGUGGUUGAGUUGUUUGAAAAGAUAGACCAGAUGUUAGAGAUUAAUGGAGGAGAGCCCUACACCAAUGAGAUGUAUGAAGCUGCUCAGAGGAGGAUCAGAGAGGAGGAGGAGAGGAAGAGAGAGGAGGAAGAGGAGAGGAGGCAAGAGGAGGAGAGGAUGAGAGAGAAGGAGAGGAUGAGAGAGGAGGAAGAGAGGAGGAAGCAGGAGGAGACGAAAAAAAGUGAAAAGGUGAAUCUAUUACUAUCAGCUGGAACAGGUGCAGGUACAGCUGGGUUGGUAUCUGGGGCUAUUGCUCUUGGUGUUGCUGGAUCUGUGGUAGCAGGGCCUGUAAUUCUGGGAGCUGUAGUUGGGUAGCUGGUGGCGUGUUGUUACAUCGGAAAAUAAAAGAAGAAAAAGAGAAAAGGAACAAUAGACGAAGGCAAACUGAAACCGCUCCAAAUCCAGCAGAGUACCAUGAUUAACAAGAUCAGUCCGAGUAGUUGGUGUUCAGUUAUAGGCUGAACACCAACUACUAGGCAUAUUAUAGGCUAACUUUUGCCAUUAUUGUUUGGUCAUACUGCUUGAACUU